Molecule: messenger RNA, 1611 nt
Organism: Solanum dulcamara
Lineage: Eukaryota; Viridiplantae; Streptophyta; Magnoliopsida; Solanales; Solanaceae
Exons: 1
Coding region: 372-1466 (364 amino acids)
Source: RefSeq, a predicted model, not a curated record
UGGCUAAUGUUAGCUGCACCUAAUCUCAUCUAAUUAUGUCCCGGAAGAAUUAGUUAGAGGCAGUUAGAAUGCGUCAGAAUUAGUUAGAGUUAGUUAUGCUGCAGCUGUGAAGUUAGUUAUGCUGCAGCACACAAUUUCUGCUUCUCUGCAUCUAUAAAUACAUAGUGAAGCAAUUGUAUAUAACUCUCUUUUUGAUCUUCAUCUAAUAUAGAUCUCUCAGCCUUCAUACACUCCUCUAAUGGAGAUCUUGUAGUUUCACCAUUUUGGAUCAGAUUUCUUCAUGGUGUCAGAGCCGCGAAUCAGUCAGUGAUUCAAGCGAAGUCGAUCAGUUACAGAUUGUGAACUCGAGCACUCAGAAUCUGUGAAGAACAAUGGUGAGCACAGAUACAAUGGAUGAUGUGGAGAAGCAACGUAACCAUCCUCUUCAUCUUCAUAAUUCUGAUACUCCAGGGAUUCCCUUGACCACAAUUCUGCUCACAGGAGUCGAAAACUAUACGAUAUGGAGCAGAUCGAUGCUGCUCAAUCUGAGAGCUAAGAGCAAAAUUGGAUUCGUCAAAGGAACCUGCAAAAGGAGUGAUUACAGUAGUGAUUUGGAAGAGCAAUGGGAGAAAUGCAAUGCUUUUGUCCUAUCAUGGAUUGUCCACUCAGUUUCGAAGGAACUCAUGAAUGGGAUCAUGUAUGCAUCAGAUGCAGCAACUGUGUGGGCAGAUCUAAAGGAAAGGUUUGACAAAGUUGAUGGAUCUAGAGGUUACCAGUUGCAUAGAGACAUAUGCACCAUUGCUCAGGGAACCUCAUCUGUUUCAGCUUAUUUCACUAGGUUGAGAUUACUUUGGGUUGAGUUUGAUGCACUGAUUGCACCUCCAUCAUGUGGUUGUCCCAACUCUAAAGAGUAUGCAGGACAUUUGGAGUAUAUGAGACUGUAUGCAUUUCUGAUGGGACUCAAUGAAUCAUACAAUCAAGCCCGUAGUCAAAUCCUAAUGAUGAUCCCUUUGCCAUCAGUCAACAAGGCUUACUCAAUGAUCAUGGCUGAUGAAAGUCAAAGAAUCACAGCUGGUUCAUAUUCAGGAGGAGAUAUGGGAGAAUCCUCUUCUACAGCCUUGUAUGCUAGUAAAGGGAAAGAACAUGUGAAUGAACAUCAGUCAGUUAAUUCAUAUCCAUCUGCACUUUAUGCAGGAAAACCAGCAUUUCAUAAGCAAGGGAGAAAUUUCAACUUAAAGUGUGAAGUGUGUAGAAAGAAAGUUCACACUAAGGAAACAUGCUACAAGGUCAUUGGUUAUCCAUCUGACCUCAAAUACAAGAGGAGAUUAGGAAAUGGAGGAGGCCACACCAGAAUGGCAAAUGCAAUUGAACACAGUGAAGUUGAACACAAUGAUCCAUUUGGUGCAGUUGCAAAAUCUAUGCAGGGACAGGAUGCUGAUUAUCAUUUUGCACCAGGACCUGCUUUCACAAAGGAACAGUACAAUUAGAUACUGAACCUGUUGAGCAAAGAUAGAGCUCAUGAAACAACAGGUGACAUGACAGUCAACAUGGCAGGUACUAAUAUUGGUUCUUCUAUACCACAAAGUGGUAAUGAGAAUGAUAAUGAAAUAGCUCUCACAACAUAUACCAAUC